Molecule: messenger RNA, 7943 nt
Organism: Bombus huntii
Lineage: Eukaryota; Metazoa; Arthropoda; Insecta; Hymenoptera; Apidae
Exons: 3
Coding region: 6822-7763 (313 amino acids)
Source: RefSeq, a predicted model, not a curated record
CAUCUAUUUGUGACAUUUUUCAAAUGACGAACAAUUCGGAGAGAUAAUUGCGUUUAUAGAUUAAAAUGAAAUACCCUGUAGUAUAAUUUUGAUGAAAUUGAUUUGCGUUAGAAUAUUGCAGAAUACUGUAUUUCAUUGGAAUUUAUGUCGAUAUGUUGUGUUAAAAUGUCUAAUAUGUGUAUAUAUGAACUCAAAAUUAAAUAACAAACAUAGUUUGAUAAUGUAUGGUUUAGAAAUUAAUCCUCUAUAAAAAUGUGACUUGCUAUACAUAUUAUUCCUUUGUAACCUUCAUAUUGACAUAUUAUGAUUAUAAAGAUCAAUCGUUACAAUUCGACAUAUUUCUAAUUUAAAAAUUAGAGUGUACGUUAUUUAAGAUAACUAAGUGUCAAACUAUUUUUUGAAAAUAAUAUAGUUCCCUUCUCUUCGCUAUCGCCUUACAGUUCUCAAUUUAAAUCUCACCAAAUUUGAACCUAACUUCGAAUGAGAAGUAUCUCUGUAUAUUUUCAUCCCUUAUAUAACAGUAACAAACGAAAACAAAGCUUGAGCGCAACAUAGACGCGUUGUUUCGAAUUCCCCAUGGGGAUCUGAUUGCAAACGAAUGCGGCAGGGGUUACAGUCUCCCUUCAUAGACGAUUAAUCCAGUUUACUCGCAGACGUUGCUUCGGUAUGGGGUUCCUGUAAGCCGAGAAUCCGCACAAACGUCCCUCCCGCGCUUAAAUAUAUUCGAUUACGUGGCUUGGCCCUGGACGGACUCUCUUCUCUUGGCUUUCUUCUCUUUUUUCUUUUCUUCUUUACACUCAGCUUUGUCGCUUUCGGCUAUCGCUUUUUUGACCCCUAUACUACUUUUCAACCCCUUUCGUUACCGUAACUGGAGGAUUCACGCGUUACUGUUUCAUUCCAUGUGAGAUUCACGUUUAUACUGUGUAGUAUGUACAAUGACUGAUAAAAGUAUUCGUACGUCUACCAUAGAAUAUCUUUAUAUGUAUAUUUUGGAUAUUAUACAAAACAUUAGCUAUAAUAAUGCUAAUAUAAUAAUGUUAAGCUUAGCUAACUAUAAUGAGACACGACUGCCAUGAUUAUAUUGGCAAAAUUUGAGUUCAUUCUAAAAAUAUAUAUAGAAGUUACAAAGUAUUCACUGCCAACUUAUAUUAACUAAAAAAUUAGUAUUUACAGUAUAAAUAGCCACUGUAAGUCUUAAGCACAUAAUAUGUGUUAAAGUAUUCAAAAUAGGAAAGUAUAACAUAUAUAAUAUGUUCAUAAAAGACGUCCGCAAUUAUAUGAAAUGUACGAAUACUUUAUGAGCCAUUACAUAUUUUCGGAUAGGAUAGAACACAUUGAGAAUUCGGUAAAUGAAAUACGUGUUUUUUAAACUUUUAAAUAUUGAAAACAUGUAAGAACAGUUUAUUAGCCAUCGUAGUAGAAGCAUGUAUAAAAAUUUCAUUCUUUUAUUUACGACGCUAAAUCAAAAAAACAAAUUGUCUUUGGCUACCCAAAUUAUUAUUUAAUACGUAGAUGUUCGUGCCUAUACAAAUUAAUUUAUUACUCCAUAACAUCACGGAUUUUACUGAAAGAUAUUCCCAUUUCGUCAUAUCCAAGCAAUUCGUUCAAUUUGAAUGCCAUGAAAAGUGUAUAGGGUCUGAAAAAGUUAUUUGUCGAUCCAUCUCUGAUCGUUACAUGGACCGGUUUAAAAUUUUUUUUAUAAAAGAAAAAUGAAGCAAAACACUUAAGAUACAUAGAUAGUACGUGAAGAUCGCACAGAAACAGAAUGAUAAAUUAAUUUUUAUCAACUUUCUGAAUUUGAUGUCACUUUCAGUAUGACAUAGUUGAAAGGGAUACACGAAUACAUACUUACACACAAUUAAUAUUUUUGAAAUACUCAACAUAUGUAUAUUUAAUCUGAAAACUAACUGAUUGAUACUGCAGUGAAUUUAGAAAUUGGUUCUUUACAAAAAUCUGACAUCAUAUUUUUCCCUUGUGCUCUUUAUAUGACACAAACCAUGUUAGAAAGAUUGCAGACUAUAAUUUAGACAAGGGAAACGUAGAUGUGACACAAAUGUUAUUAAAGUGUACAAGUGUAAUAUUUUAAUAAUUCAGAAAGUUUACCAUCAUACAUAUAGGUACGUACAUAAAAUUUUAGAUUUUGGAGUUUUAUUAUUAUUUUAUUAUUAUCAUGUACCUGUGCUCCUUGGAGUUUCGAUUGUGUUUUUAACAGCGCGUUGAACUUUCUUCCGGCGUAAUGUUUCGUGAACAUUAUAAUUCACACUCAUCAUUUUGGAACCGCGAGCUUGCGAAAUUUACAUAUAGAUAUAAAAAUUUACAUAAAUUCAUAUUUUUAUCAAUAUAAUUGGUAAUAUAGAAUCUAUGUAGGAUAUUCUACCUAUCAAAUAUUAUAGAGAGUACUUUAUUCUGGGUAUUUUGUAUAUUCCAUUUUUAAACUGCUUUUUAUGCGAAUUUUGUGUAUAUUUGCAUCUUCAAAUUUUCCAUAAACGCAUAAAAAUCCGCAAUCUACUCAUUGUUUCACAAUGCAUUACCAGCACUAACUAUUCUAUCAAUUUUAUCAAUCUUAAUCUACCUCUAUCAUUAACUCCAACUCAUAAAAGGUCAAGGAUACUCAUCAUGGCGAUUUAUCUUGCAUUUAACGUGGAUUCGAGCAGUUUUCUCGUCUCUUACUUUCUCCCUAUUAUAUGCUCGAUGUAUAGACACGUUCACACACAGAGGUGUAGUGGAAUAGCGUACAGAAAAAUGAGCGAAAAGAAGAGGUUUAGAACCGAAGACAAAGAUGGAGGCACGAAAAAAACAGCAAAAGAGAGAGCGAGAGGGAUAAAAAAAAAGGAGAGUUAAGCCUGCAGGCUGCAGGCAAAGGUAUCAGGCACUGGCAAAGCGAAAGCAGAAGGGAGACAGGCAUCUCGCCCUUCUUUUGUCCCUGAGCCUCGGUCCGAUAUUGAAAUGGAGUCAUUUGAGUGUGAAUAAUUUGCUUUAGCCAGACCACCCCUCCGCUUGCCCCUACUUGCUAUCCUUUCCUUCUCUUCUAUAUUCAUCUCUGUUCGCUGCCAGACUCUCCCUUUUCUCUCUUAUGAGAUCGCCCUUCGACAUUGCCACAUUCCGCGAGUCACGGUUACCGAUUCGUACUUUCUGAUGAUUUUAUGUUAACCCUCCAUAGGCAACCUGGGUCGUUUACACCCCGGGCGAAAUUACAUUCGCGAAUUUCUUGGAAGCGAAAUUGUUAUUUUUUCUAAAAAACCUAUUAACAUUUUACUUAAGAAACGUUUGACAGAGGCAUUAAUAAAUAUCCUAGAAAUUUUCCUGAUAUUUUGAAGGUCUAUUUUGAAGGUCUGAAGAGCAGCAAAAGAGCUUGGCGUUAACAUACGCAACUCAGCUUAUUUACGGCUAAUGCGAAAAUACGUUUGUUCGUAAAGGCUUAAAUCUUCGGAUGAUACGCGAAUUCUCAUAACGGUGCAAAAGUAAGGGUAAGGUCAGUGUUAUUGGUAGAUGACGGAUAUUUAUGCAAUUUUAUAAUAUAUUUUUAUGAGUGAAACUAAAGAAAUGGAAUUUAAAUGGGAAUUUACUUCAUCUAAUAAAUACUAUAAUAAGCAUUUUACUUUGAAUAUUUUAUAUAUUUUUACACAGACAUUAUACGAAAAAUAUAAUACGCAAGUUUUUAUAUGUAAAAUAAUAAUUAGACUGCCGACAUUUAUAGAAUUUUAUAUUCAUGAAUGAAAUUAAGGAAAUGGAAUCUAAAUAGAAAUUUAUUUAAUUUAUUAAAUAUUAUGAUAAGUAAGUACUCUGCUGUAGAUAUCGGUUUAUACAUGUACACACGUUUAUACAUUAUAUACAUUUAUUUGUUUGUUAAAUCUGAUAGGAAGAAACGACUUAUGUUUAGCUGCCUCUUGUCGUUAUUUUCAAUUCAUUGCUUCGAAAUAUGUUAGAAUUCAAAUUGGCAAAAUUAAUUUAUGAGAAAUUAAAAAAUAAUAUCAAUUACAAGUAGAAGAUCAAAACAAAAAGUGAGGAAAUAAAAAUUUGUAGAUAACUAAUUAAUUAAACUCAACAAACCCAAUCUAGAUAUAACAUACUUACAUAAGUCACAAGAUCGAAAGGAAGAAAACAAUUAAUUGAUAAAAUUUUAUUUCUACUCAUUAUGUAAAAAUUCGACCAUCAUUUUUAAAAAUUCGAUCACAAAUUCUGCAGUGUAUGUACUUACAAUUGUAAAACUCAUAAAUAUAUAGGCAACCAAAAUUAAAUUUAACCACAGAUAAAACGUACACAGAGUAAAAAACACUGAAAAUCUGAUAAAAUUCUAUUUUCGUUGAUUUCGUAAUAAUUCGACCUUUGUUGUGAAAAAUUCAAUUAGGAAUUUGGUCGUGUUCGAAAUUUGCGGAUCAAAUUUAACGGCGUCUGGCGUCGACCAUGAGAUUUUUUUGCGAAUUGUCGCAUGAAUCACUUGCUGACAGAAUUGUAUCUGUCAUUAUAAAUUCUAGAGGAUGAACGCACGCUCGACCCUGAUAUCGCCGUGCACGUUCUCUUCAUCCUUCUUUUCUCUGAUGCUGCUCGAGGAUCGAGUUCACCACUGAAUUUAUUAGUGCGAAAAUCAUAGUCACGCGUCCUGCGUGCGAAGAAUCAAUUAAAAUGACGCCUGGAGCGUGCCGUCAUCGAUUCGUCGCCUGCUUUAAUAUUAAAUCGACGUAAUCGUCACAUAAUCGAUGUCGAUUCACGAUACACACGAAUUGUAUAUUAGAUGUAUUAUAUAUAGUGAUUGCAAAAAGUAUUUGUACAUACAUACAUAUCCAUAUAUAUGUACCUACGCUUAUUUUUCAAUGGAACGUUUUUCUAGCAGAUGCGUUUCAUUUCCACAGUAUCAAUUUUUCGUUGUCAUAUGAAAGGAAGUACUUACUAAAUAACAUGAAAUUUAAUUUACUGGAAUCUAAUUAGUUAGUAUAUAAAUGCUAUAAUAAACACAAUAGUGUGUAAAUACUUUCUGUGAACAUUGCGUACAUAUUACACAUACAGUGCUCACGAAAGCUUUUUUUUUCAAUUUAUUGAACGUCGUUAUUUUUUUAUUUAACGUCGCGUUAUAUUAUUAGCCAUUGGCGAACACGUACUGUUACUUUAACAAUUAUAAAACAACAUUCCUCAACUUUCGUUAACUAUUAUUUGAACCGUUAACGUGGAAAAUGUGUAACGUGUAUGUUCAUAGUAUACGAGGCCCAUGAAACAUUUUAAUAUUUCAUUAACACAUAUUGACAAAAUUUGAAGCCAACUUGGAAAUAUGCAUAUAUGGAAAUUACGAGACAUUUAUCGCAAACAUAUAUUCAGUAAAAAAUAGUAAAUUGAAAAUUUAGGAAAAACGUAGCCAUCUUAAGUACCUUGGUACUCGUACAUAGUAAGUGGUAAAUAUGGUCUUGUUGAAUAUCAAAAUUUAUUAGUAUAAGUAAUGGAUAAUUAACUGUUUAAAUAAAUCGUGAUCGGAAUAUUUGUAAAUAUGUAUCUUGUAAAUUCUACAUACAGGAGGCAUUUAUGAAUAUUUACAUAUGUUCCUUAAAUAUAAAAUAUUGUAAUAAAAAUAUUCUAACGCAAAUGUAACAUAUUUUCCUGAUUCUGUCGUGUAUUGUAUAGGUACUAGAAAAUUGUAUACUACACUCACACAUACACGCAGAAAGCGGCCGUAAGUUACGAAAGAGAGAGUAGCUAAAAAAAGAACAAAGCACAAGCUCUAUUUACUAAUUACGAAUUAACGAUAAUUUAGUACUUUCAAUGCAUAAUUUUAUCAUGUUUACUUCAGGUUUCUAUGUACGAUCUGUGAUUCGACGUAAUCGAUGUUCUUUCGUCGAUGUACAAGAAUCGGCCAUGGACAAUGAAUGAUAAAUUCUUGCUGAUUCAGAUGACGACUCGUAGAAUAAGAAUGAGACUUAGAAAUUUGUGAUGAUUAGCAUAUGUGGGAUUUCUCGAUUUAGAUUAAAAAUAUCGUGAUGACCGUUUUGAUACCGAUACGUUUACUAAAUUUUACUGUUGAAUGUUAUUCUGCUGUCGUACGUUAUUAACUUGAUUGUACGUACAGGGGAAUAUUUAAGGGAUUUUUUUUUUAUUUAUAGGGAAUUGUCUUCGAAGUACGAUUAGAAAUUUGAUAGCUGCCGAAUGUCGUUUUUGAAUUAGAACUGCAGCGUGUUAUUAAAUGUUAUAUAUAUUUAUAUAUACAUAUAUAUACAUAGACAGAUGUUUGUUUCACUUAUUAAGCGGUAUAAAAAGUACUGUAUUUUAGAUAUUUUAUGUAUUUAUUCUUAUAUUCUUAUAUACAUAUAUACAUAUACUUAUUUUUUUAUAUACAUUUUGUGUAUUAUGUACAUUCUAUGCAUUUUUUCAGCUUUAAAUUUCCAAUAAAUGGACAAAAAUGCGCAGUCUAGUAAUCUAGUAAUAAGAUAAUUGAAUGUAUGAAAUAGCGUAAAGGUUAAGAGAAUAGUCAACGAUCGAAAUCACUCUAAACCUUAUUAUACCUCCACUCGCUUACUAUGGUAGAAACUAAGAUGAACAAGAAGUAAAUUUAAUUCGAGAAAGAAGGUAACAAAGUUCGAAUAAACGAAAUGUGGUGUUCAUUGAGUACGUGUCUCGAAACGCCGAAAUAAACGAAGGUAAGACGCGACCGGAUGGUGAGCCAACAAUGAUGGAGGAUUCAUCAGUGUUUUAAGAGGUCAAUGUCACUCGAUAGCAAACUGGCAUAAUUCUUUUUAAACAUGCAGUGCGCAUACGAGACUCAGUGUAUAUAAUCCAGCUCGUCGACUUUGGAAAUCAGUCAACUCGACAGUUCAACCGAGUAACUUACUAGCACCACAAUGAAGCUCUUCGUCGCUUUCGUUCUUCUGACCGCCACGGUGAUGGCAGAACCACCAAGAUACCGUCCUCAACAACAAAGGCAAUUCUACUUCGCCAGACAGCAGGAAGAAACUACCACUGUUGCUAGCGCACCUUAUGCACCUUCUGGAUGGAGGUCACCUGGACCAGCCUUCAAUCUUCCCCCAAGAGAACCUCAGAGACAAUACGGAGCACCUAGCGCACCUCAACAGCAAUAUGGCGCACCUGCUGCUCCUCAACAGCAAUAUGGCGCACCUGCUGCUCCUCAACAGCAAUAUGGAGCUCCUAGUGCACCGCAGCAGCAAUACGGAGCACCUGCUGCUCCUCAACAGCAAUAUGGAGCUCCUAGUGUUCCUCAAUCACAAUAUGGGCCACCUGCGGUUCCUCAACAACAGUAUGGACCACCACAGGAAACUACUACUACGGAAGUGCCAGAUACUACUGAAGUAGAUACGGUUGCUAGUGUCACUGAGUCUGAGUCCGAGCCCGUCAACUCCGUGAACGAGCUCGAUGACGAAGAAGUAGAUGAACAACAGCCGCAGCAAUCUGGCGAGUACUACGUAGCCUUACCCGAUGGCCGUCUUCAACGAGUCCGCUACGUCAGCCGCCAGAACAUCGAAGCCAUGAAGUACUUCGCUAAGAUUCGUGCUGAAAACGUGGAACCACUCCGUGGACCCAUCUACGCCUACGCUCCUCUCCAAAAAUUGCAAAUCGUGCCAGCUGGACUGCAAGUGUCUGUCGCUCCAGUUACACCGAUCGCAACACCAGCCGAAUCGAAACCGCAAAAAUUAGAAAUUCAACCGGUUGCUACACAAGUACAGUAUCAAUACGAUAAUCCUGCUGGAGUACUUCCAUUGGGCAGUGGAUCUUAUGCUGCUUACACUGGACCAAGCGACUCUAGAUACUUUUUGACCUUACCGUAGGUCAAUUAGAGGACUUACUUGUGGAUUUAAUGGAUUUAUGCGUAAUUGUAAGUUGACGAGGACCAUGAGCGCCCUAAUUUGAAAGUAGUUUUAAGAGAAUUGUAAAUGUUACGUACAUACGAGAUAUGGAUCGUAUUUUAAGUUACUUGCGGAAACAAUAAAGACGACGUUAACGAGCAA